UGAGGGCGCUGUUUUGCAACCGGCAAAUAUUUUUUUAACCUAAUUCACUCAAUGUCUUUUUUAUGUCAACAAAUUUAUCCGAUUUGUAAUUGUUUAGGGAGGGGGAAUUCUACAGUCGUCUAUAGAAUAAACAUGGACCGUUAGGAACAGCAAGUCACAUCUCAUCUACCUCUGUCCAAUCUUGCCCCUUGACGUUUCCCCUUCCUUCACUCCCUAUCCCCUCCUCUGCCCCCCCCCCCCUUCUGCCACACCACACCCGUGACCCCAUGGCUACCCCUAAGGGUAGUGCAGGCUACACCAUCAUUGGGGACAAGUCGGCCGAGUUCUACAAGAAUCCUAUAGCAUUUGCCAAUUGGCGUAUGGAGGAGUAUGGGUCACGGGUGUUUCUGUCGCGUCUGCUCAACAAACCCACUGUUUUCAUUGGUUCCAUCAACGGGGUGAAGGAGCUAACUGGAGAGAAAAAUGCCCACUUUGACAUGGGUUACAGAGCCUUCCUGCAGCCGAUAUUCGGAGAUAACAUCAUGUUUGACGUCCCCACGGAGGCAGCAAGGCUGCACAGGGUGAUUCACCUGAUGUAUGGUGCUCAGACGAUACCAAGCAUUCACAAUCUCAUCCAGAAACUCACUAAGAAACACUUCACCUCGCUUCACAAAAGCCAAUGUGUGAGUGUGUACAAUGUCUUCAAGAGGUUUGCCACCGAGUUGUCGUUGGCGCUUUUCUUGGGCCUAGAUGCAGACGAGCACCCAGAGAUAACAGAAAGUAUCAUUGCACUCACCACUACACACUGGCAUGGAAUUAUCUCCAUACCACUGAGUCUGAGAGUCUCCAUGUUUACAUCGACAUUCAGCAGAGCCUUGGAGGCAAAGGGAAAACUAUUAGAGAUUAUCCAUGAGAGGUUGGCGCACAUUCAGGAUGGCUCGCUGUUGGAGCAGAUGACCCAGGCAGGUUUCCAGACAACGGCAGAAAUGGAGCAACACACGCUACUCUUCACGUCGGCUCUCGUACCCAAAGCUCUGGCUUCUAUGAUGACGUCAUUUGUAUUGGCCACAGGAGGCCCAGACAAAAAAGCCUUGAGGAGACAAGCAAGUAGCGAGAGUGAAUGUCUAAGACAUAUUCUACUUGAGGUCGAGAGACUUUGGCCACCAUUCCUGGGAGGUAGAAGGAUUGCAAAUAGGGAAUGUGUAAUUGACGGCUACAAGAUACCCAAGGAUCAUGCCGUUGUGUACAUCACUCAUGCAGCUCACAGAGAUCCGACUGUCUUCUCGCAUCCAGAGACGUUCAGACCAGAACGCUGGUCAGAAAGGGGAUCAGAUGCGAGUUUGCUCUUCACGUAUGGCGGUGGGGCGCGUUCCUGCGUCGGUACUGCACUGAUGAAGACAAGCAUUGAGACCGUCUGCAAAUAUCUCGUGGAUCAUUACGACUGGAGUGUCCCGGCUGGUCAAGAUUUGUCCUACAAGUGGCUCCCUGUGUCUAGACCCAAGGAGAAACCGGUAGCCUGCUUCAAAACAAGACAUCCAUCAGGGGAACCAAUGACGGCCAACUCAGUGAAUCAUUCCUGAAGCUAGGAAUCAUGUACGAGACAAAUUAUGGGCUCUGUGCACAAGUACCCCCUCAACGGUAAGAAAGGGAGAGUUGGGGAGACCACUGGGAGGGACAUUGGAAC
This is a messenger RNA of Patiria miniata (bat star), 1663 nucleotides long. Its product is annotated as putative cytochrome P450 120. NCBI's taxonomy places the organism in Eukaryota, Metazoa, Echinodermata, Asteroidea, Valvatida, Asterinidae. The transcript is spliced from 10 exons. Gene Ontology annotation, biological process: sterol metabolic process. The record is from RefSeq and is a predicted model, not a curated record. The coding region runs from base 267 to 1559 and encodes 430 amino acids. Gene Ontology annotation, molecular function: heme binding; monooxygenase activity; iron ion binding.